CGAGGAAAGGCUCCAAUUCCUUCCCGUUUGGAAUGUCACUUUUAGAGGGGAGAAAAAACCUCCAGCUAUUUCCUUCUUCUUUCUCACAAGUAUUUUAUUUUUUUAUUUUUAACACAACCAGCCAGCCUGUUAUGUUGAGCUAUAAAAGCCACACAGAGUAAAUAACUGUCCGUGUCUGCGUAGUGGUGUGAAGUGUGUGUGUGUGCGUGUGCGUCCUCUGCGGGGAGUUGCUUCCUGUGGUCCCUUUCGAACCGCUGAACCGGGCCAUCGACCACCGACAAUCUACGGCCAAACGAUCUGAGGAAAGGAAUGCUCAACGGAGGGAUGUCUCAUUUCCAGGAAAUGAUGCGGCAGCAGCUGGAGAGCUCCAUACACAGCGAGAUGGAGAAGCUUCUGGGCACUACGGCGGGCGCAGAGAGAGAGGCAUGCAAGAAAGACUUUGAGGGCUUCAGAAAUCUCUUCCACAGAUUCCUCCAGGUUAAGGGUCCAUCGGUUGAGUGGAUCAAGAUACAGCGACCACCCGAGGACUCUAUCCAACCGUAUGACAAGAUCGCGGCGCGAGGCCUUCCGGAUGGCGUUGCCGACAGCCUGAACAAGCUGGUGGUGGUGAAGCUGAACGGAGGUCUCGGCACCAGCAUGGGCUGCAAGGGCCCCAAGAGCCUGAUCAGCGUGCGCAACGAGAACACCUUCUUGGACCUCACCGUGCAGCAGAUAGAGCACCUGAAUAAGACGUACAACACGAACGUGCCUCUGGUACUCAUGAACUCCUUCAACACGGACGAGGACACGAAGAAGAUCUUGCAGAAGUACACACAUCACCGCGUCAAGAUCCACACCUUCAACCAGAGCAGGUAUCCUCGGAUCAACAAAGAGUCGCUGUUGCCCGUGUCUACCUGCCUGAGCACGACGGGCCAGAACGCAGAGGGCUGGUACCCGCCGGGCCACGGCGACAUCUACGCCAGCUUCUACAACUCGGGCCUGCUGGAGCAACUGAUUGCCGAGGGCAAGGAGUACAUCUUUGUGUCCAACAUCGACAACCUGGGAGCCACCGUGGACCUGCACAUCCUCAACCACCUGGUGGGACGACACAACGGCAAGCGAUGCGAGUUCGUCAUGGAGGUGACGGACAAAACGCGCGCUGAUGUCAAGGGCGGCACGCUGAUUGAGUAUGAGGGCAAACUGCGCUUGCUGGAGAUCGCUCAGGUGCCCAAAGCCCACGUGGACGAGUUCAAGUCGGUGUCCAAGUUUAAGAUCUUCAACACCAACAACCUUUGGAUCUCGCUGGCUGCCAUCAAGAGACUGCAGGAGCAGAAGGCCAUGGACAUGGAGAUCAUUGUCAACACCAAGACACUGGAUGGGGGUCAGAACGUGAUCCAGCUGGAGACGGCGGUGGGCGCAGCCAUCAAGUGCUUCGACAACGCUAUGGGCAUCAACGUGCCCCGCAGCCGCUUUCUGCCCGUCAAGACCACCUCGGACCUGCUGCUGGUCAUGUCCAACCUGUACAGCCUGGACGCCGGCUCGCUCACCAUGAGCCCCCGCCGGGAGUUCCCCACAACACCGCACGUCAAACUGGGGAGCUCCUUCACCAAAGUCCAGGAGUACCUGACCCGCUUCGAGAGCAUCCCUGACAUGCUGGAACUGGACCAUCUGACCGUCUCCGGUGACGUGACCUUUGGCAAGAACGUCUCGCUCAAGGGCACGGUGAUCAUCAUCGCCAACCACGGGGAUCGCAUCGACAUCCCGGCAGGCUCCAUGCUGGAGAACAAGAUCGUGUCGGGAAACCUGCGCAUCCUCGACCAUUGAGACCACGUCCUCCGUCAUGCGGACCACGCCCACGCCGGUCAUGUAACCCUGCCGCCCCAUGGACAUAUGACCCGCCUGCCUGGCUUCACUAUGUGACCUGUUUAUUAUUUUUUUUACGGGACGCUGCCCCCUGCUGGCCGACAAAGGAAAGUCACAGCUCUAAUGUGAAUACGGUACAGUAUAACAUAGUGUACAAUGAUUCUAUAGUAGCAUAUUAACAAUGACUUAAGUCAUCUGACUGAAAUGAAGUUGAAAGCCUUACCUACUGUUCGUUUGUGUCAUCAUAACACAACAUUGAGCAUUAUUAUUUCGUUCUUUGUGUUGUCAAUCAUCAAGAUGCCAAGCGUGUGCGCGCGCACACUCACACACACUAAGAGUGAGACAGACGAUAGCAAUAAGUGUUGAAGUAUGACUGAGGUCCGAUUAAAGUGCAAUAUCAUACACUAAA
Hippocampus zosterae (dwarf seahorse) is the source of this 2251-nucleotide messenger RNA. It is a transcript of the gene ugp2b, whose product is annotated as UDP-glucose pyrophosphorylase 2b. The transcript has 11 exons. Gene Ontology annotation, molecular function: UTP:glucose-1-phosphate uridylyltransferase activity. Gene Ontology annotation, biological process: glycogen metabolic process; UDP-alpha-D-glucose metabolic process. Gene Ontology annotation, cellular component: cytoplasm. Bases 310 to 1803 code for a protein of 497 amino acids. The record is from RefSeq and is a predicted model, not a curated record. Lineage: Eukaryota; Metazoa; Chordata; Actinopteri; Syngnathiformes; Syngnathidae.